Messenger RNA from Bufo bufo (common toad), 964 nucleotides. RefSeq names its product glutamyl-tRNA amidotransferase subunit C (gene GATC). The coding region runs from base 30 to 500 and encodes 156 amino acids. Gene Ontology annotation, biological process: regulation of translational fidelity; mitochondrial translation; glutaminyl-tRNAGln biosynthesis via transamidation. Gene Ontology annotation, molecular function: glutaminyl-tRNA synthase (glutamine-hydrolyzing) activity. The record is from RefSeq and is a predicted model, not a curated record. The transcript has 5 exons. Gene Ontology annotation, cellular component: mitochondrion; glutamyl-tRNA(Gln) amidotransferase complex. Lineage: Eukaryota; Metazoa; Chordata; Amphibia; Anura; Bufonidae.
AUUUGUUCUGACGUCACACGCAAAGACAAAUGCUUUUUAAAAUGUCGCUGCAAAUGGCAGCUAUCCGCUACUGGCGGACGGCGGAGUUCAGGCGGCUCCUGUCAUUACAGAGUAAGGUACCACAGUGUCCGACAUGGAGCAUGGAACCUGACACAAACACCCAGGAUGGUCACGUGUCCGCAGAGGUAAUUGAUCACCUAGAGCGUUUGGCAUUAGUUGACUUUCGCAACCAAGAAGGGGUAGAGCGCCUGGAGAGGGCAAUUCAGUUUGCCGGUCAGCUGCACAAUGUUAACACAGAAGGAGUCCAACCAUUAUCAUCUGUGUUAGAGGACAGAGCAUUGCACAUGAGAAGUGACACCGUCACAGCUGGGAACUGUACAGAACAUCUACUGGAAAAUGCGCAGACUGUUGUGGAAGAUUAUUUUGUAGCCCCUCCAGGAAACAUUCCUUUGCCACCACCAGACCAUAUGUACCACUCCUCCAGCGACAAUGGCGAUUGAUGACCCCCCCCGGAUCUGUAGCUUGCUAAAACAAAGAAUGCAGCACUAGGAAAACUCACUGUUUUAUUAGGACAGCUACAGAUGUUUAUUUUAUUCAACUGAAACACUUUCAUAAUAAAAGGAAACACAUACAAACUUGAUUGGGGAUUAAAAGUUAUUCCAAAUAAUAUCAUACUAACAAAUUGGUUGGAGUAGGUCAAUAUAGAAGACAACCAUGAACAUUCCCUUAUGUUUGUCUCAGCGCCAGAGCAUUCCACCUUGUUAUAUCCCGUAUACCUAUGACUCACUGCACACUUAUUCAAAACAUCAGAUUAGGCACAAUACUGUCUGUUGCCUGCUUAAAAUAUGACAGAAAUUAAACCAUAAAUGUCUGAUGCCAAUAGCACACAUCUCCUAAAAUGGAAAAAAAAAAAAAAAAAAGUAAUACGGGCAGAAAAUAAUGGUAUAAAAGACAUUUGAUGAAA